CGAGGCUUCUCAGCCGACUCGCAUCCGUGUACCAGCGAGCACCGCUCGCUCCCAGGCCUGCGCUGCGUUUUCCCGGCGGCACACACACCCCGGGCACGCUUCCCCCCCACGCUGCGCUGCUGCACUGCAAGCAAACGCGACGCAGCUGCUGCAAAAGCCGCUGCAGUAAAGCACCGCGGCUACGCGACCUCCUUCCUGCUGCGCCGGAGCUGCGGAGGCAAAUGCCGCUGGAUGGUGGUCCGCUGCUUUGGCUUCGCUCGACAGACCAUCCCUUCCGAGCAGCUCUGGUGGAUGGGUGCGCGUUCCGCCCGACAGACAAGAUCUGAAAUGGUCCGAUACACUACUGUGCUCCUUCAGAGACUCAUGCUUGCUGAUGAUGAGAAGUAAAAACAUAAUCUUAUUAAAGCAUAUAUUUUGUAGAAAUUGGAAAUAUCUUGGUCACUACUAGUGAAUGGGAUCAGUAUUGCUGAGAGCACAAUUAAAGAGUUUUGAACUAAUCGCUUCAACAAACUAACGGUUUGAGGAGCAUAUCUACUGGAAAAAAUGGGUCGAUCUAACUCUAGAUCCCAUUCUUCAAGAUCAAAGUCCAGAUCUCAGUCCAGCUCCAGGUCAAGAUCAAGAUCACAUUCUAGAAAAAAGAGAUACAGUUCUAGGUCUCGAUCCAGGACAUAUUCACGAUCUCGCAGCAGGGAUCGUGUUUAUUCUAGAGAUUAUCGCAGAGAUUACAGAAAUAAUAGAGGAAUGAGACGUCCCUAUGGUUACAGAGGAAGAGGUAGAGGGUAUUAUCAAGGAGGAGGUGGUAGAUACCACCGUGGAGGCUAUAGGCCGGUCUGGAACCGAAGACACUCCCGAAGCCCUAGACGCGGACGCUCACGUUCCAGAAGUCCAAAACGAAGGUCUGUGUCUUCCCAGAGGUCCCGGAGCAGAUCUCGUCGAUCUUACAGAUCUUCCAGGUCACCAAGGUCCUCUUCAUCUCGUUCUUCAUCUCCAUACAGCAAAUCACCCGUCUCUUCCAAAAGACGAGCAUCUCUGGAAAAGCAGGCAAAGAAAACUGAAGGGGCUCCUUUACAAGACAGCCCCUUGAAAAAUAAGUCACAAGAUGAACAGAAAGAUACAUUUGAACAUGACCCAUCAGAGUCUCUUGACGACUUUAACAAAUCAUCAGCAGCUUCUGGCGACAUUUGGCCUGGCCUUUCAGCGUAUGAUAACAGUCCAAGGUCACCCCAUAGUCCUUCUAUUGCCACCCCACCUAGUCAGAGUUCAUCUUGCUCUGAUGCCCCCUUGCUUAGCACAGCCCACUCGGCAAAGGACACACCUCAACAUUCCCAUUCCAUUCAGCAUAGUCCUGAGAGGUCUGGCUCUGGUUCUCUUGGAAAUGGUUCAAGCCGUUACAGUCCUUCUCAGAAUAGCCCAUUGCAUCAUAUUCCUUCGAGGAGAAGCCCUGCAAAGACAAUCCCAUCACAGAAUGCUCCCCGUGAGGAGACCCGAGUGCGGUCAUUUUAUCCAGAGGGUGGUGAACAGGAAACUGCAAAAGGUGGAAAGUUUAUGAAAAGGUACACAGAUGAAGAGUCUAGAGUAUACCUGCUUGAUAGGGGUAAUACCAGGGAGAAGGAGGCCCAGAAGGAGAGAGGAUCAGAAAAAGGGAGGACAGAGGGAGAAAGGGAAUGGGAGGAACAGGAAACUUUAGAUUUUUUCGUUGAUAAAGAGACUGGGAAAGAAAAGUUUAAUGACUCUGAAGGGGAGGACGCAGAGGAGACAGAGGAUUACAGACAGUUCAGAAAAUCUGUCCUGGCAGAUCAGGGUAAAAAUUUUCCUACUGCGUCUCAUCGGAAUGCUGAGGAGGAAGGAACCAAAUACAAGUCUAAAGUGUCAAUCAAGGGCAAUAGAGAGAGUGAUGGAUUUAGAGAUGAGAAAAGUUUUAAGCUUAAAGAGACUGGCUAUGUAGUGGAAAGGCCUAGUGCAACAAAAGAUAAGCACAAGGAAGAAGACAAGAGUUCUGAGAGACUAAUGAUGAAGAAAGAAGCUCAGUCACCCGAGCAGGUAAAGUCUGAAAAGCUCAAAGAACUCUUUGAUUACAGUCCCCCUCUACACAAGAAUCUGGAUGCGAGAGAAAAAUCCACCUUCAGAGAGGAGAGCCCACUUAGGAUCAAAAUGAUAGCCAGUGAUUCCCACCGCCCUGAAGUUAAACUCAAAAUGGCACCGGUACCUCUUGAUGAUUCCAAUAGACCUGCUUCCUUGACUAAAGACAGGCUGCUUGCUAGCACACUUGUCCAUUCCGUCAAGAAGGAGCAAGAGUUCCGAUCCAUCUUUGACCACAUUAAGUUGCCACAGGCCAGCAAAAGCACGUCAGAGUCAUUUAUUCAGCACAUUGUGUCGUUGGUUCAUCAUGUCAAAGAGCAAUACUUCAAGUCAGCUGGAAUGACCCUAAAUGAGAGGUUCACUGCAUAUCAAAAAGCUACUGAAGAACACUGCACCCGGCAAAAGAGCCCAGAAAUACAUAGGAGGAUUGACAUCUCUCCAAGUACCCUGAGGAAGCAUACCCGUUUAGCAGGUGAAGAGAGAGUCUUUAAAGAAGAAAGUCAAAAAGGAGAUAAAAAAAUAAAGUGUGAUUCUGCUGAUCUCCGUCAUGACAUUGACCGACGAAGAAAAGAGCGAAGUAAAGAGCGAGGAGACUCAAAGGGUUCCAGGGAAUCCAGUGGGUCAAGAAAGCGGGAGAAAACUCCAAAAGAUUACAAGGAUUACAAAUCUUAUAAAGAUGACAGUAAACAAAAAAGAGAGCAAGACCGUGCUCGCUCCUCCCCAUCUUCUUCCCCAUCUUCUUCCUCUGCCAGUUCUCGAGAAGAAAAGGAUUGCAAGAAAGAGAGAGAUGAAGAAUUCAAAACCCACCAUGAACAGAAAGAGUACUCUGGUUUUGCAGGAAUCAGCAGGCCAAGGGGCACCUUUUUUCGAAUUAGGGGCAGAGGAAGAGCCAGAGGAGUCUUUGCUGGAACAAAUACUGGUCCCAGCAACUCAAAUACUACUUUUCAGAAGAGACCGAAGGAAGAGGAAUGGGAUCCUGAAUAUACCCCAAAAAGCAAGAAAUACUUCUUGCAUGAUGACAGAGAUGAUGGUGUGGAUUAUUGGGCCAAAAGAGGAAGAGGCCGUGGUACUUUCCAGCGUGGCAGAGGGCGGUUUAACUUCAAAAAGUCUGGUAGCAGCCCGAAGUGGACACACGACAAGUAUCAAGGGGAUGGAAUUGUAGAAGAUGAGGAAGAAACAAUUGAGAAUAGUGAAGACAAAGACAGACGCAAAGAGGAAAAGGAAUAACCCUGGAAGAAAGUUGUAGCUGAAAGAGCAGCUCUUGCACCAUCCACACAACAUUUUUAAUAUGGUUUUUUUUUUUUCUGUUGUUAAAUGAAUGUAAGCAUUUUACUUAAAUUUUACUGUUGGAAAGUAGUUUAGAGGGAUUGUUUUUGUUUUAAGCCUUUAGAAAAACAAAUCUUGAUAUAGUAAACUAUGUUAAUGAUCGUACAGGUAGAAAGUAAAAUAUUUGUAACAACUUUUAAGAAAUUUUACUGUUUGUUAUAUGCAGCGUAAUUCUGCUUUGUUCAAAUAUAUGGUCAAGUACAACUCUAAAAGUUUUGAUUCUUCCCUAAUGUCUGUGUUUUAUUCUGAAGUAAACUUGCAGCUCUGCACACCUGAAAUCUUGGAGCAGCAUUUUUUAUAAACUUACUACUACUACUGUGUUGCCUUUUUAUAAGCGUAGUUAUCCAGUUGUAGUGUAAGUGCAAACACUUGUGCAAAAUGCUGAUUUACUUAUGUUAGUUCGUGAAAAACAUUUACAUAGAAUCCAGGUUUAUCACUGACACACUUACUCCACACAAGAAAUUUGUCUUUCAGCGUGAAGUUGUCACUAAGAAAUACAUAGGUACGUAAAUACUAA
Molecule: messenger RNA, 3922 nt
Organism: Pogoniulus pusillus (Red-fronted tinkerbird)
Lineage: Eukaryota; Metazoa; Chordata; Aves; Piciformes; Lybiidae
Gene: BCLAF1
Product: BCL2 associated transcription factor 1
Exons: 14
Coding region: 544-3306 (920 amino acids)
Biological process (GO): positive regulation of transcription by RNA polymerase II
Cellular component (GO): mediator complex
Molecular function (GO): transcription coregulator activity; DNA binding
Source: RefSeq, a predicted model, not a curated record